Messenger RNA from Podarcis muralis (Common wall lizard), 2526 nucleotides. The record is from RefSeq and is a predicted model, not a curated record. NCBI's taxonomy places the organism in Eukaryota, Metazoa, Chordata, Lepidosauria, Squamata, Lacertidae.
AUGCUGUUCUUGCUUCUGCUCCUUCUGUUGCUGCCACAGGCUAUCAGUGACAACUUCAAGGGGAGCCAUGGAGGAGACAACAACUGCUACUUUGAUUAUUAUAAGCCUAAAAAGCAUGUCAUUGGGGGAAUUUUAUCAUUGCAUGAUAGUGUUCAUUCACAUGAGAACUUCACGAUUAUACCCAUGUGUUUCAAGAAAAAUGUGUUUCAGCCCCUGCUGAAGCGCUUCCAACAUGUGUUUGCUAUUGUUUUUGCUAUUGAUGAGAUCAACAAGAACCCAAAACUCUUACCCAAUGUUACCUUGGGGUUCCACAUCUAUGACAAUUUCAACCUUCAAAUGAUGAGCUAUGAUACCAUCCUGAGCCUUUUGUCGUCACAAAAAGAAAGUUUCCCUAAUUUCAAGUGUGGGAAGAAACCCCAGAUUUCAGCAAUUGUUGGAGGGCUAACAUCUGACACUUCCAUGCAGAUAGCCAACGUCUUAGGCCUUUAUAAGAUUCCCCAGCUCAGUUAUAGUUCAGUUCACCCAGCAUUAAAGGAUAAACCUCAAUUCCCUUUUUUCUACCAAAUGGUUCCAAAUGAAGUCUCUCAGGACGAAGGAAUAGUGCACUUGAUACAGUAUUUUGGAUGGACAUGGGUUGGACUCAUUGUAUCCGAUGAUGACAAUGGAGCUGAGUUUGAGCUACGCUUGAAAUCAGUGUUCAGUAGGAAUUCCAUCUGCAUCGCUUUCGCAGAAAAGGCACCACGUGUUGCCUUCAGUGGAGUGGAUGAAUAUGGAUAUAAGUUUCACUAUAAAGAAGAGGAUUUGUUUGCCCUUAGCGUGACCACAGCCAAUGUGAUCAUUGCAUAUGGAGAUACUUAUGCCAUGAAGGUUUUUCAGUUAACAUUAUAUCUACAUCAACCAUUCAAGAAGACACCCUUAGAGAAGGUUUGGAUCAUUCCAGCUCAGUGGGACUUGACCUCAGCCUUUUUGCUUAAAGAGUGGGAUUUCAAAAUCUUCCAUGGUUCCUUGUCCAUGGCAAUCCACAGCAAGGAGGUACCAGGAUUCUGGAGCUUUCUCCAGAACUUCAAUCCUUACCAGCACCAAAAUGACCUUUUUAUCCAACAAUUCUGGUAUGCUAUGUUUCAGUGUUCAAUUUCAAAUUCAUUUGCGGCUGAAGUAAAUAUCAAUCUCUGUUCUGGGGAGGAAAUGCUGGAGCAUCUUCCAAAUACUAUAUUUGAAAUGAGUAUGUCUGGUGAGAGCUAUGCUAUCUAUAAUGCCAUCUAUGCUAUGGCACAUUCUUUACAUGUCGUGUACUCUUCUAGACGGGUGUUGAUGGGAGAAGCACUCAGAUUGGACCUUUGGAGAAUGGAACAAUGGGAGCUUCACACUUUUUUGAGAAAAAUCCGUUUUAACAACAGUGCUGGAGAUGAAAUAUAUUUCAAUGAAAACUUGGAAUCAUCCAUUGGAUAUGAUAUUCUUAACAUGGUUACUUUCCCCAACAAUUCUUUCACCAAAGUAAAAGUUGGAAAAGUAGUUUCUCAUGCUUCCUCAGAUCAAAAAGUUUACAUGAAGGAACGUGACAUUAUAUGGCCCAACAAAUUCAACCUGGGAAGGUGUGAUUACAUUCCAUCUGAAAAAUGUGACAGCACUGACUUCAGAAUACAGUACCACAUUCUUUAUGCAAUAAAAGAUGCCAUCUUGGAUAUCACAGAAAAGUCCGUGAAGGAGAACAAUCUUGCUGCUAUGAUUGUUUCAAAUGUGCAGACGGAACAAUUUCAAACCAAGUGGUCCUGGUGCUUGGAACCUUCAUCAAACACCAGAAUACCCCCAUUGUCAAAGCCAACAACCGGGACCCUUACCUACCUUCUGCUAAUCUCCCUUUUGCUCUGCUUCCUUUGCUCCUUGCUGUUCAUUGGACGACCCAGCAAGGUGACCUGCCUUCUUCAACAAGCUACCUUUGGAAACAUAUUCUCUCUUGCACUUUCCUGUGUCCUGGCUAAGACCAUCAUUGUGGUUGUGGCAUUUAUGGCCACAAGGCCUGGAAGCAAGAUGAGGAAAUGGGUGGGCAAAAGGCUAUCCAACUAUUUUAUCCUUUUUGGCUCUCUUGUUCAAGUUGGCAUCUGUUCUGUCUGGCUAUUCACUUCUCCUCCAUUCCCAGACCUUGAUAUGAUCACACAGCCUGAGGAGAUUGUGUUGCAAUGUAAUGAAGGCUCAGAUGCCAUGUUUUACACGGUCCUGGGCUACAUGGGCUUUCAGGCCAGUGUCAGCUUCACAGUGGCCUUCCUAGCCAGGAAACUGCCUGACAGUUUCAAUGAAGCCAAGUUUAUCACCUUCAGCAUGUUGGUCUUCUGCAGUGUCUGGAUAUCUUUCAUUCCAGCCUAUCUGAGUACCAAAGGCAAAUACAUGGUGGCUGUGGAGAUCUUCUCCAUUCUGGCCUCGAGUGCCGGGUUGCUGGGAUGCAUAUUUGUCCCUAAAAUGUACAUCAUUAUUUUGAAGCCAGAAAUGAACACUAGGGACCAGUUCUUUAAGAAAAAAGAGUUUCAUUAG